Chironomus riparius is the source of this 1263-nucleotide messenger RNA. The record is from the annotation of a GenBank genome assembly. Lineage: Eukaryota; Metazoa; Arthropoda; Insecta; Diptera; Chironomidae.
AUGUCUGACGAAGAUGAAGUUGUUUAUGUUAAAAGACAAAAGACUAUACAUUAUGGCACGCUCGAGGAGACUAUGGAAAACCGCAUGAGGCAUGCAAAAAAUGAAACAGAAACUUCAACAACUUCAAAUGCAACUUCCAGUAAUACACAAAUUCCUGAAUAUUUUGACAUUGAGGGUGAAAUUGAAAAGGAUAAAACAGCACUGCUGGAAGAGUUUGAGAGAAAGAAGAAAGCUCGACAAAUUAAUGUUUCAACCGAUGAUGCUGAGAUCAAGAAAAGUCUGAGACAAUUAAACGAGCCAAUAUGCUUAUUCGGUGAAGGACCUGCUGAUCGCAGAAUCCGUUUGCGUGAGUUAUUGUCUAUGAUGGGUGAUAAUGCGAUUUCAAAGAGAACAGACGAUGAUGAGAAGAAAACAACUAAAGAGUCGCAAGAUACGAAUCAAACGUGGUUCCAUGAAGCUCCAGAUACGUUGAGAAUUGCACGAUUAUGGAUUGCUGAUUAUUCAUUGCCUAGAGCAAAGAAGAGAUUAGAGGAAGCAAAGGAACAAACAAAUAUCCCAAGUGCUACAAAAGCCAGUCGAAUUGUUGAGCUACAGAAGAAAAUUCAAGCUCUUAUGCCUCAAUGUUCACAAGUUGGUGAUGCUCGUCCAAUUAGUGCAUGUAAUUUCAAUGAAGAAUCAACAUUACUCUUAGUUGGAAGUUGGUCUGGAUUGUGUAAAGUAUGGAGUGUCCCUGAUUGUGAAUUAGUUCAGACUUUACGUGGACAUAAUACACAAAUUGGAGGAGUUGCAUUCAGAAAUGCGUCGAGCACUGAUCGAUUCUCGGAAGUUUCAAUGGCUUCAUGUUCAACGGAUGGAAUGGUAAAGUUGUGGAGCUUUAAAAGCGAAGAAUCAGUAGCUGAUAUUAAUGGACAUAUGCCACAUCGUGUCUCAAAAUUAGCUUUUCAUCCUUCUGGUCGAUUUUUAGGCACAGCAUGUUAUGACGCUUCAUGGAGAUUAUGGGAUUUGGAACAGAAACAAGAAGUUCUUCAUCAAGAAGGACAUACAAAAUCUGUUCAUGCUAUUGCCUUCCAAAAUGACGGAAGUGUUGUUUUAACAGGCGCAUUGGAUGGAUUUGGUCGCGUUUGGGAUCUUAGAACUGGACGUUGUAUCAUGUUUCUAGAUGGUCACAUGGGAAACAUUUAUGCUGUCGAUUUCUCUUCAAAUGGAUAUCACAUGAUUACAGGAAGCGAAGAUCAUUCUUGCAAGGCACGUUUUAAUUUUUAA